AUGCAGCCCCCCAUUCCCCCGACGCCGGACUACCUCGAGCGGGUCCCACAAACGCCAUGUGUCCCCGAGGACCCCUCACCCUCGCGGCAGACCGUCACCUUCGAGCGCACGGAAGCCUCCCCGUCCGAGCGCGGUAUCCCCAUCACCGAGCUCGCCAACCGCUCAAGUGGCUCGGCCACACCUAUUAUGAAAGGUGGCUCGGACAAGGUCGGCGCGUGGAUGGCGUGCAACAGCCACAAGAAGAUCAAGGUCUGGCUCACGUGGCCUGGGUAUGAACAACUUCAGUGGAGCCAUUCCUUGAACGUGUUCACGCCCGUGGGACCCAUCACACGCUCACAGCUCGCCGUGCUCGUCGCCCUCAUCAUCUCGUCGUUCGUCGAGAACAUCCGAACCCUGCCUGCCGACUCGCGUCGGCCGCCUCAAUUUGAGCUCGCGGAACGCAGCGGCUCUCCUGUGCGUGUCGACAACCUCGUGCUCGGUUCCUUGUGGAACGUCGCCGAUGACAAUUGGAUGGCUGAAAUUUACGUCGAGAGGCGAUAAAGUACCUGCGUUGUCUGUAGUGCCGCUUCAACCGGGUAUUGGACAAUUACGGACACCGCAUAUGUACUCCAUGGUCCAAGUUACCGUAUGCUAAUUUAAUUGCC
Molecule: messenger RNA, 644 nt
Organism: Coniophora puteana RWD-64-598 SS2
Lineage: Eukaryota; Fungi; Basidiomycota; Agaricomycetes; Boletales; Coniophoraceae
Exons: 3
Coding region: 1-540 (179 amino acids)
Source: RefSeq, a predicted model, not a curated record